This is a messenger RNA of Loa loa (African eye worm), 339 nucleotides long. Its product is annotated as G-protein-linked acetylcholine receptor protein 2. Gene Ontology annotation, biological process: chemical synaptic transmission; adenylate cyclase-inhibiting G protein-coupled acetylcholine receptor signaling pathway; G protein-coupled receptor signaling pathway, coupled to cyclic nucleotide second messenger. The coding region runs from base 1 to 339 and encodes 112 amino acids. Lineage: Eukaryota; Metazoa; Nematoda; Chromadorea; Rhabditida; Onchocercidae. The record is from RefSeq and is a predicted model, not a curated record. Gene Ontology annotation, cellular component: membrane; dendrite; synapse. The transcript is spliced from 2 exons. Gene Ontology annotation, molecular function: G protein-coupled acetylcholine receptor activity; G protein-coupled serotonin receptor activity.
AUGUUGUACGUAAAAGAAGUUUGGGAAGAUUUUAAAAAACAACAAUGUAAGAAUGAAUACAAAUCAAAAUCUGAAAAUCGCGCACGAAAGGCAUUACGUACAAUAACAUUUAUCCUUGGAACAUUUACAAUCCUUUGGACACCAUUUUAUGUCUUAGCAACAGUAAUGGGAUUUUGUGAUUCAUGUAAAAAUUCAAAAAUAUUCAAUUUCUUCUAUUCUAUUAGCUAUUUUCUAUGCUAUAUGAAUAGUCCAAUUAAUCCAUUUUGUUAUGCUAUGGCUAAUCAACAAUUCAAAAAAACACUUAUACGUAUUUUAAGUUGUGAUUUUAAACGUUCAUAG